GCGAAACAGCCCAGGACUGCCAGGACUGCAGGACUGUCGGCCCAGCCUUUGUUUUUGGUCGCAUCCAUCAACAGACAAAACCUGGUUGCAACCGCUUCCGCCCAUUAAACUCAUUCCACGACCUCCACCCAGCAGACGCGAACAGACCACACGGAUCCAUUCACAACAAAAGGCCGACAAGGCGGAACAAGCAGGCCCAGGUUCCUCCUUCCGCAUCCCCUGCCAGUCGCGUCAGCGGUGUACUGUAAUCCCAUUGAGUCGCUCGUUGAUGCGGCACCUGCAUAAACUGCCCACAGCCGAAUGAGCUCGGUUCCCAUCAAAUGUCGAUUCCUGCUCCGCACACGCUCUACUGCAUCCAAGCACCUACCCGACCACAAACACCAUCGCGAGCGAACGCUGCCGCCUGAAAUCGAUCACGAUGAUGGCCACUCCGAAGGGCACGGGCUUCUCCCGCAAUAGGCGCGUCACAACAUACAGCAAGGCCUUUGGGCGAAGGUCGCGGCCGGAGGAAAAGGGGAAGGAUGGACGCAGUGUCACUGCCCCGCUCGAAUCCAGCAGCGUUUGGGACUUCCAUGACGACGACGAGAUUAGCAGCCCGGUCGUCACGUUGGCCAAGUCCUCCAAGUCAAAACAGUAUGGGAUCAGCCGCAAGUUGGAUCAACACAAGGCACGCCGCGCUGCUGAGCCGGCCCCGAGACCAGCGCCCGUCGCGAAGGCAAAGGUCUUGCCUGAUCCAAAGAGGAGGAGGACGUCGCCCAGCCAGGGGGAGUCUCGAGGCUUUCGCGCGCGCGCUUACUCGACGCCGCCGUCGCCGCCUCCAUCCCUCCCAUCACCACCCCAUGAGGCUAUGCCGCCACCAAAAACUGUGCCCAAAACAUCAAAACCACCAAGAUCAAUCUUGCGGGUCUCUUCAGCUGGCUCGACGAAAACGGCAACAAAGGAGACGGCAAUCAAAGACGCCCCUGCCCCUGCCAGAAGUGCACCCGCACCUUUUUCGCCAGCGAUCCCCAAGAACCUCAAGACUUUGAAUAUCAACAGAAUCAGGAAGGAGCCCGUGCAGACGCAAACGCAGAUCCCCUUUCGCCCAGGACAAAUCCCGCGCAGUUUCUCAGGAAGUCGCCAAGAAAAGCCAUCAACUUCCAAAAUGCCGGCCCCCACUAUUGGUGACUCACAGCGCCAGCACGGGUCUGGUACGCGAAAGCGAAAGAGGCUGAUCGAUGAGCUGGCGGCUCAGGCGGAUGACAGCUCGGACGAGGGCGACGAUACCAUUGAUUUGACUCAAGACUCGCGCCAGACCCCAGAGCCACAGGAUCUGCCGACUUUCCCGAGUACGCCUGAGCCAAAGAUUCCCAAGGGCUUUGGGCGUCCAGAGUCUGCAAAGAAGAGAUCGGGGCCAAAAGUGACCUACAGUGCCCGGAGAACGCUUCUUGCGGAAGGUAGUUCAGUCGGUGGUUUGGAGACUGUGGACGAGGAUGCAUGGCUAAAAGAGCCUCUCCUUCCCACUGCUGGGUCCCAGUUUGAUAUGGAUGACGAUGAUGACGACGAACCUUUCACCAAGGGUGCCGUGCGUAGCAUACACGAGCUCAGGCAGGCCGGCGCGAACAGCAGGUUUGCAGACGAAAUCGAAGACUUGCUUACGCGGAUUGGUCGACCAAGCGGCAAGACCACUACCGGCAGACGAAAUGCCCUGGUGGAACUCUCCCAGAAGUUGUCAGACAAGAGCUUUGUGCGCAAGUUUCGCGACCACAACGGUGACAGAAGCCUGUUUGAGCAGGUCGGAAAAGAGACAGACAUCAUUGCAGGUUAUGCGCUUGUGGCUAUCUUGACGACACUGCUCGCAUCAACAGCGUCAACGCACAUCAUGAGCCAGCUCCAAGGCCAGGGCUUCUCGUUGCUUCUCAGACGGCUCCUCGCCAUCCCGCAGGACAUUCAACCGAUUUCUAAGGACAGGGCCAACAACCUAUCGAGGAAUGGACAGCAAGCCAUGUCGAAGCUGAAGGCAUCCCUUCUCAUCCUCCCGAUCUGGGAACCGACCACACCUUUCAUGCUGUCGCCCAGAAGGUUGGCUCUCAAGGCGUUGGAACUUGUUGUUAAGCACUCUGGGCCGGUCGAGGGCGAACUCUUCUCUCCCGAAGUGACAGACCAACUAUUCUCGCUGCUGGCCGAUGCUGAGCCCGACGCUUGGAAGUACCCGCGCACAGAUGAAUCCAUAGACUUCCAUCUGGCACUUUCUCUGUUGGAGUCCUACUCAGUUCAGGCCAUGCAGACGGAGUCCAAGGACAGGUGGACUUUCAAGCACCUCCCGAUCAUUGCGGACACGCUCGGCACUACGCUCCGUCGUGGAAAUGGCCGUCUUGGUGAGGUUGGUCUCCUUGUUCUGAAGCUGACCCUCAACACCGCAAACAACAAUCACGAUGCUGCGACUGCAUUCAUAGAGAAGGGAACGGUGCACACGCUCGCCAACGCGCUGUGUGACACCUUCCAGACGGCGACUGCCGCGAUUGAGGAUACGGAUCUCUUCAACAGCCACCUCGAGUCACUACUGCUGAUGUUAGGCGUCAUGAUAAACUUCUCCGAGCACGACCGUAACACAGGUGGAGCUCUUCUGAAUGCCCAAGACGACAACCAGGCCCCACUUGACAGGCUUAUCCGGCUCUUCCUUAAUCACCAUGCAGCCACAUCCGAGGCGGACUCGGUGGAGAAGAGCCAGCUGAACGUUGCCUUCGGGUACCUGUCUCUGCUGCUUGGGUACAUGUCCCUGUACGAACCAGUGCGCAAGCGUUUCAGCUCUAUGCACAAAGCAGGAAACCUUGCGCCCUUGUUGGUGUCGAUACGCGAGUUUAUUGCAUAUCACCGCAUGACAGACGACGCGAUCGCACAGGCCGGUGAUGGCCAGGCACCACUGUAUUCGAGCUUCACCACGAAGCUGCAGGGCCUCGUGGAGCGACUGGAGAGCUAUGCAUGAGUGAGGCUGAAGGAGGGAUACUUAUGCGAACACUGGGCUUUGCAGGCCCAAUGUGUCAUUGAGUAUCUUUGUAGGUUAGGAUGGGGAGGUUUUCCGGCAACAAUGCCUAAAGGCAUUGUGACCUGACCUUCACCUAACCGGAAUGCAAUUUUGGUGGAGUGGGCUUGUUGAAUUGAAAGAAUAAUACCCCGUUGGAGGAUCAGGAGGCCGUUCAGUAGAUUAAGAGGUGUUGGUCGCUGGAGCGGUGUACGAUGUCACGAUGUUUAUGAUACACAGAAAAAUGGUCUCUGGAUAGCCAGGGACACCGUUGAUUGAUAGAACACCAGAAUAUACACCCAGAGCCAGACAUAGGCUAUGACUAAGAGCGUGGGGGGUUCACUACAUGUCUGCAUGUUUGGAUCAUGUAGUUUCUGACUGUUGAAAGUGAUAGUCCAGACGUGGUCUUGACUUGAAUAAGUUGUAGUGGCAAAAGUUGCAUAUAUAUGCGGGUACCGUAAGAAUGCUCACAUCCCGUGGAGGUGCAG
Diaporthe batatas is the source of this 3489-nucleotide messenger RNA. RefSeq lists its product as uncharacterized. The record is from RefSeq and is a predicted model, not a curated record. Lineage: Eukaryota; Fungi; Ascomycota; Sordariomycetes; Diaporthales; Diaporthaceae. The transcript has 2 exons. Gene Ontology annotation, biological process: regulation of chromosome condensation. Bases 419 to 2965 code for a protein of 848 amino acids.